Drosophila albomicans is the source of this 1440-nucleotide messenger RNA. RefSeq lists its product as uncharacterized. The record is from RefSeq and is a predicted model, not a curated record. Lineage: Eukaryota; Metazoa; Arthropoda; Insecta; Diptera; Drosophilidae. Gene Ontology annotation, biological process: chromatin remodeling; regulation of DNA-templated transcription. Gene Ontology annotation, cellular component: nucleus; chromatin. The coding region runs from base 83 to 1225 and encodes 380 amino acids. The transcript is spliced from 2 exons.
AGACUCUGUAAGUUAGCUAAUCAGUUCAGCAGCACGUUUGAACAGCAGCAGUUGUGCACUUUUGAAUUGAAAUUUAAUCGAAAUGUAUGAGUACAAACAGUAUAGUGACGAUACGAAUGCGUUGAGUCGAGUGCAACCGCAAGUGAUGCCAGAGCAGGGUCGGGCUGGUCAGUACACAAAUAAGUUGCACUACUUGAGGAAGUAUCUGCUCGACGAGCUGGUUACCAAGAAGUUUGCCAUGGACUUUAUGGAACCGGUGGAUGCGGUGGCACUGCAAGUGCCCAAUUAUUACCAAGUGAUAACCAGACCCAUGGAUGUGGGCACGAUUAUCAAGCGUGUCCAUAAUCGGUAUUAUCAUUGUGUCGAUGAUCUGGUUCAUGACUUUCGUUUGGUAAUAAGCAACUGUUACACAUUCAAUCGUCCUGGGGAUGUGGUUUACUGUAACUGCCAGAAGCUGGAGAAAUUCUUUCACAGGGUGCUUAAUAAGAUGCCACGAGGCGAGGAAAAGCCUAGCACAAAGGAUCCCCGUGGCUCAGGCUCGGAGAAGAACAACGAAGCCGUUCAGCGUCAGUGUCGGGAAUUAUUGAGAAAACUACAGAUCUCGAUUUCGAAUGAGGACGACAGAAGUAUUCACAGGUAUUUCAACAACAAAUUGGAAAUCUUAUCGCUAAGACUUGACCAAUGUGCCAUCCGAACUGUCGAAGAAUUCCGAUUCGAAAUUAAUGAGAUAUUUCAAGACUUCCAUGUUCAAGUGGAAACUUUCUACGAGUUAUACCAUAGCGUCUGUGAGCACCCAUCUCUGCCGACCUAUGACAGAUGUAAUCUGUUCCGGCAUCAUCAGGACUUCGAUCCACCUGUGUUGGACAAUGAAGAUAUUACCCAACUGCUUUAUACUCUUAAACGCGCUGAAAGUAGCGUCGAGCAAUGUCAAAAGUCAUAUAGCGAAGAAGAGGAACGACGGGCCAGAGAUCUCCUCCAGGCAUUCUAUUCCACUGCAUUUCGCAUAAAGCAAAAACUAUGCAAUGAUGGCAUGGGGAGAGAAGAGGAAGCCGAUGCGGAAGAGGAAAAUGGCCACGACGAGGAUGAAGGAAGGGAGGAAAUCAAUCAUAAAGAUAAACAAUUAGGAGAAAAUGAGGAAAACUGCGAGGAAGAGCAAGAUGAUGAAAAUGAGGUAAACGAUCAAGCGAAUGAAACCGAGAGUAUUGAGAAAAUGAAUGAAAAUUGAGUGAAAAUACAACAAAUGAAUUUGUCUUUAGAAAUUAAAGAAGCAAUUUGAGGUUCGAUUCCGGGCAAUUCGACAGUCUGGGAGGACUUGUCGAUGUCCAGCAGCGAUGAGAUCAGUGAUAGCAGUUCAGAUGAAAGCAGCCCAUAUGACUCAAUCAAGCAAAUCUACAAAUUGAAAAGAAACAAUUUAAAUAAAUUCAGUUCAUUAAUCACACA